Pocillopora verrucosa is the source of this 3632-nucleotide messenger RNA. RefSeq lists its product as uncharacterized. NCBI's taxonomy places the organism in Eukaryota, Metazoa, Cnidaria, Anthozoa, Scleractinia, Pocilloporidae. Gene Ontology annotation, biological process: protein phosphorylation; positive regulation of kinase activity; multicellular organism development. Gene Ontology annotation, cellular component: signaling receptor complex; plasma membrane. The record is from RefSeq and is a predicted model, not a curated record. Gene Ontology annotation, molecular function: transmembrane receptor protein tyrosine kinase activity; protein binding; ATP binding.
UGUCUUUUUUUCUCUCGUGCAGGUCCACCAACCGUUCCUGAGCUCACUGUUAGAGAUCGUCAAGUUAAAUCAGGCUUGUCAAAUGCUACAUUAAGAUGUCAUGCAAACGGCCUUGAUUAUAACAAGUUGCUUUUCUACCGCUGGCAGUGGAGAUUUCAGGGCCAUACAAUACGAAAAAAUGAUAAGUACAGCAUGUCUGAUGACAUUCGUCCCCCCAACUUUUGCCACCAUUCGAAAGGCUCUACAAUCCUUCGUAUUACAAACACUUCUAAAGAAAAUUUGGGUCAAUACGUUUGUGAAUUGCUAAUGGCUAAUAUCUCGGUCGCAAUAAAGGACAUUUUAUUAGUGGAUUUCACCACGCCAUCACCUCCAAAAAUUCUGAAAUGGGAAUCAACCGAUUGUGGAAGUGCCAUAAGAGUGGGGUGGAGCGCACCACCAACAGAGCCUAAAGCCAAUGUGAUCUUUGGCUAUGAAUUUACAUUGAGAUCCACAAAUGAAAGAUCGAGGUGGAACGCUAAUGUCCCAAGGGAAAUAGUCUCACACAAAUUUGUCGGACUUCAAAUGAACACAGACUAUGAAUUCAAUAUCCGAGCUAAAUAUUCCAAUAGCUCAUCAUCAGUUAGUCCUUGGACAAAAGUAUUGUUGAAAACUACCUCAGAUAUUCCAGGUGUAUUUGAUAUAAAGGCAGUUCCCUAUGGAUGCAGUGCUAAACUCUCGUGGAAUGCUCCCUCUCCCAACGGCUGCCCGAUAUCACGGUAUACGAUUCACUACAGAGACGAGACGAGCGGGUGGAAUACGAUCAAUUUGAAAUGGUCAAACGUAAACGAUUAUCGUCUCUGGUUAAAUUGCAGCAAAAAUUACCACAUAAUGGUCUUUGCUUGGAAUCAACGGGGACAUAGCCACUACACCGAGAAGUCUGUGCUGUCCUUACGAACGGAAAAUGGGGUGCCUUUCAUACCAUCGAUUACAAAAAUUGAACGGAAGCAAUGUGGUAUAAUGGAGGUUUCUUGGGAGGCAUCGUCGUCUGAAUCCGGUGGAGGUUCAGUGACGGAGUUCCAGGUCCAGAUGGAACAAAGUGGUGAUUGGCGCAACUGCAGUCGGUUCCUUCCAAAUAAUACAUGUUCCUUCCAUGGUUUACUCAUUGACAAGAGUGGCCCUCUCAUGAAUGUUCGCGUUAGAGCUUUCAACCGGAAGGGUUUCAGUGAUUGGACGAACACUUCAAUCCCAUUAAACCACGCAGGUCCACCUGAUCCUCCAGAGAUUAAAUCCAAUGUUUCGUCGGUCUCGGACAGAAAUGUAACUGUAACUUGGAGACGCCCCAAACAGUACAAUUGCAAUAUUACUAUGUACUCCAUUCACUUCAGAGUAAUAGAACCACUUAUGGAAAGCUGGAGUGAAAUAAACAUCUCGGGAGUUACAAGUUAUCAACUGCAGCUUCAAUACAGCAAACAGUACGAAUUCAUUAUUGCCGCUUGGAACAAGCUGGGACGAAGUGAAAACAGCAUAGCCUGGAAAGUGAGAACAGCUCAAGAUGUUCCAUACAAACCGACCUUACAUCCUCUAAUUUCGGGACAGUGUAACUCCAUCAACGUAACGUGGAAUCCACCAAUACCUGGGGCAUUAGGAGACCCUGUGAUCGGCUACGUAGCACAGAUAGCAGUGGCUGAUUCCAAAGAAGAAUGGAUUAACUGCAGUUUACGUGGAACAUUGAGAUCAAGAACAUGUCUGUUUACACAUCUUGAAAAAUUUACCAUGUAUCGUGUAAGAGUGUUUGCAAAAAAUAAACUUGGAUACAGUUUGCCAUCCAUCGCCAAGGAAAUAUUCACUAAACAAGCAGACCGUCCUGGUUCACCUGAAAUAGUCGAACGGAAAGUUUCAGGAUGUAAUGUUACACUAGAGUGGACCUCACCAAAAUCCACUGGAUGCCCGAUACUCUUUUACACAAUCAGCUACAGGAAAAAAGGACUUGAUGAUGACAAUACUUGGACAUAUGUUAAUGUAACAGAUGAGGGAGCCAAGCAAACGGAACUUAUACUGAAUUGCUCCACGACGUAUGAAUUUCAGGCUAGGGCCUGGAAUGAGCUAGGAGGUGGAGACCUGUCUUCUUUGCAGUCGGCAACAACAAACGACUUAACAACCUCUCAGCAGGAAGCUAGAGAAUCCCAUUUAACAGAUUCUCCGCCGUUAGAACUGGUUAACCUAAUCGCACUGAUCGUUGCCGGCGUUGUUGUUUUGGUCGCCCUUCUUCUGAUCAUAAGAGUGUGGUACUACUACAAAAAGCGCGCAUCAAAACAGGUCAAAAGGACGGUCGACGAUAUUCAUGUCUUAGAGCAGUGCGAAAUCCAUCCAUUAAGAACAGAAUUUAUCGAAGCCCUAGGCGAGGGAGCAUUUGGGAAGGUUCAUAAGGCAACACUCAAGGAUGGAUUGGAUUACUUAAAAAACGGUGAUGAUUUAAUUGGUAAGGCCAAGCGAAAAAAGAUUGUGGCAAUAAAGGAACUGCAUGAAAAUGCCGGUGAAGAGCAGAGAAGACAAUUUCUGGAUGAAAUAGACCUGAUGAGGCAAGUCGGUCAACAUCGGAAUAUUUUGAGUUUCCUCGGGUGUUGGACCACGACCGAACCUUUUCUCCUGGUUAUUGAGUAUGUAGCUCAUGGAGACUUGCUUCAGUGGCUUAGAAGCAAGCGAACUCAGAUUAACAGCUCGGCUGACAGCAAACCAAAGGAGAACGAUCUGUACGCAGGAUCUAGGACUGCUCUCUUUGGACCAACCGUUGAUCAGACUAACGAAGAGUGUGAUGGGAGGGGAGAAAUACCUGAGGACGUACCUGGUCUUGGUGAUGUCUCAGGCCAACCUGGCAUAGAUGAAUGCAAAAUACCACUGGUUGUUUUCUCAACUUCAGAAGAGGGAACCGAUGGAACUUCAGGGAAGACAAAUGACGAGUGCAGUGUUGAUUGCGAGUCGUUCAUUCCAGCCGAUCUUUUGUCAUUUGCUUGGCAGAUAGCCGGAGGCAUGAGUUACCUCUCUGGGAAAGGCCUCGUUCAUAGAGAUCUUGCGGCACGAAAUGUUCUUGUCGGGCACGGUAAAAGGCUUAAGAUUGCGGACUUCGGUUUGAUGCGAGAAGUGUAUCAUGAGGUGUAUGAGGUGCAGAAGCAGAAGAAACUGCCAGUGAAAUGGAUGGCACCUGAGUCACUUUACGAACAGAUAUUUACUUCAAAAAGCGAUGUGUGGUCGUAUGGAGUGGUUUUGUGGGAAAUUGCAACUGUUGGGGGCUCACCUUAUCCACUCCUGACUAAUGCAGAGCUCAUGAGAUUGUUAAAGACUGGCCACCGGAUGGAGAAACCUGAAUUGUGCUCAGAUCAUGUUUAUUCUUUGAUGCUGGACUGUUGGAAAGAAGAUCUAAAUGAACGGCCAAGUUUCCAGGAGCUGGUUGGAAGAUUGGAAGAGCUGAUGCAUCAGGAAGUUGAAUACUUUGACUUUGACAAAGUUGACGAGUCGAAGGACUAUUAUCUGGUGCAAGAGGUCAAGACAAAUGAGGAUGACCUGGAUGGGGUUGACGUGUUAUAAAAUUAUCAAUGACGACAUAACAACAGCAGAAGAAGUACCUUAAAAAUUAUUAAAAAAUCUAGCUCAAUGAA